Molecule: messenger RNA, 3141 nt
Organism: Ilex paraguariensis (yerba mate)
Lineage: Eukaryota; Viridiplantae; Streptophyta; Magnoliopsida; Aquifoliales; Aquifoliaceae
Source: the annotation of a GenBank genome assembly
AAAGAAUCUUGUCCUCUGCGAGACAAACUGGAACCGACCCCAUCAAUGUCAGAGACCUCGGCGAUAAAUACUCGACCACCACCACCUUCUUCAAUGUUACCACUAGUAAAUGCUUCUGUCUGUGACUCUGUUCUCAACUACCCCAAUUUAAUCCACUUUUUUUGAUCCUACAACACAGAUAUCCAAGUAUUCAUAGCAACCCACUGGUACCCAACACCUUCUAAGGGUUUCUCUGUCUACAACUGUCUCUGGUUUUUCUCUCUUUCGGUUUUAUCUUGUUCUCAACUUUAUUGGAAAACAUAUAAGAAAAACAUUCUCUGGGUGAGUACCAUAAGUUGUUUCUUUGUGUCCCCUUGUUUUUGUUUCCUGGGAUUUUGACCACAUUUGCUCCAAGCAUUCAAUAUCAUCCGAUAAGCACGCGUUGCUUGUCUUCCCAUUUGAAUUUCCUUCCCUCUCUGGCAUGUUCUUGUAUUUAGGCCUUUAAUGGUUUUUCAAUUCUGUUUUAAUUGUACUGUUAAAGUUGAGUUACUAGCCUGUACUACAUUUUAGGCGAAGUCAAUGGAACUGCUACUUUCCUGGGGUUUUAUUAAGCACUUUGAAAUAUAAGGGCCAUUACUUGCAACUUGUAAAAUGGGGAGUUCAAGCUUGUUUGCGAUAGUGUUUCUUUCAUGGGUUUUCUUUAUCUCAAGGACAAAUCAAUUACAAACUUAUGAAUCCCAAGUUCUUCUCCAGCUGAGGAAGCAUUUGGAGUUCCCUGUGCCAUUGGACAUAUGGGAAAAUUACAAUGGUGAUUUGUGUAACUUGGCUUCAACCCCUCAUAUGAGCAUCACAUGCCAAAACAAUUCUGUCUCCGAGCUCAAAAUUAUGGGAGAUAAGCUUGGCAAGGUUAGUGAAUUUUAUGGAUCUGCAGUUCCCAACCAAACCUUAUCCAAGAGUUUCUCCAUUGAUUCAUUUGUCACUACCUUGACAAGGCUAACUAGCUUAAGGGUCCUUGGCUUGGUGUCUUUGGGGAUUUGGGGUCCCCUUCCUGAUAAAAUUCAUCGGCUAUAUUCGCUUGAAGUUUUGGAUAUGAGUUCAAAUUUUAUGUUCGGUUCUAUUCCUCCUCAGAUAUCUAGACUAGUGAAACUUCAUACUUUGAUAUUUGAUGGGAAUUUCUUCAAUGACACUGUCCCUGAUUGGUUGGAUUCACUGACAAACCUCACUGUUUUGAGCUUGAAGAACAACCGGUUGAAGGGUCAGUUUCCUUCCUCAGUAUGCAGAAUUAUGACACUCACUGGCAUUGCUUUGUCUCACAAUGAGCUUUCUGGUAACUUGCCUGAUAUGAGUACCUUAUCUGGUUUACAUUUGCUGGAUUUAAGGGAGAACCAUUUGGAUUCUGAAUUACCUUCCUUGCCCAAAGGAUUGACUACUGGUCUUUUGAGCAAGAACUCGUUCUCAGGUAAGAUUCCAGAACAAUUUGGGGAAUUAUAUCAGCUUCAGCACCUUGAUCUAUCAAACAAUUUUCUCACUGGAACACCACCGGACGUGUUAUUCUCUUUGCCAAACAUCAGCUACUUAAAUUUGGCAUCCAAUAAGCUAAGUGGGUUACUUCCUAACCAUUUAAGUUGUGGGGAUGAACUUGGGUUUGUUGAUAUUUCUUCUAACAGGUUGGUAGGUAGACUUCCUUCUUGCUUGGAUACUACUUCAAAUAAUAGAAUUGUUAAGUUUGGUGGAAAUUGCUUGUCCAUUGACACCCAACAUCAGCAUCCAGAGUCAUACUGCAAAGAAGCCAAUAUGGAGAAGGGACGAUCAAGGGGAGAAGCAAUAGGGGUAUUAGUUGGUGUUAUUGGGGGUUCUGUAAUUAUUAUGGUACUCUUGGCACUUGGGCUUAUUAUUUUGUGCAGGAGAUAUCGCUCACGAGGGUGCAUGGAGCAGCAUACAUCACCAAAGAUUGUGCAAGAUAAUUCCACUUCGGGGAUUUCCUCUGAAUUCCUUGCAAAUGCCAGGAUCAUAUCUCAAGCAGCAAAAUUAGGGUCACAAGGUUCCAUAGCAGGUCGAGUGUUUCCCUUGGAAGAAUUAGAAGAAGCCACGAACAAUUUUGAUCAGUCAUCAUUUUUGGGUGAAGGCUCAAUUGGGAAGCUUUACAAGGGGAGAUUAGAGAAUGGGACUUAUGUUGCAGUUAGAUCUCUUACGUUGCUCAGAAAAUAUUCAAUUCGAAACCUUAAAAUGCGGUUGGAUCUGCUUUCAAAGCUUCGCCACCCACAUCUGGUUAGUCUUUUGGGACAUUGCAUUGAUGGUAGUGGGCAAGACGAAUCUACUGCCAGUAGGGUCUUCCUCGUGUAUGAAUAUGUGCCAAAUGGGAACUUCCGAGCUCAUCUCUCAGAAAGCUGUCCAGAGAAUGUUCUUAAGUGGUCAGAUAGACUGGCUGUUCUGAUCGGUGUUGCCAAGGCUGUACACUUUCUACAUACAGGGGUUAUUCCUGUUUGUUUCAGCAACCGACUGAAGACAAAUAAUAUAUUUCUUGACGAGCAUCGGAUUGCAAAGCUGAGUGACUAUGGGAUGUCCAUCAUUACAGAAGAAAUCGAAAAACCUGAGGCAAAGGGAGACAGCUCCAAAUCAUGGCAUAUUACAAAGUCAGAGGAUGAUGUUUAUAACUUUGGAUUCAUAUUGCUUGAAUCACUUGUGGGCCCUAUAGUGAGUGGCAAAGGAGAAGCAUUUUUGCUAAAUGAAAUGGCAUCCUUCGGGAGCCAGGAUGGUCGACGCCGAAUUGUGGAUCCAAUAGUGUUAACCACAUGCUCGCAAGAGUCCUUGUCAAUUGUAAUAUCCAUUACCAAGAAAUGCACAUCUCCUGAAUCAUCAAGUCGUCCUUCAUUUGAGGAUGUUCUUUGGAAUUUGCAAUAUGCAGCUCAAGUCCAGGCCACAGCGGACGCUGAUCAAAAAUCAGAUGCUACAUCACAGAAUUCACAGCCGUAAAUUGAUCACUUGGUAUGACAGAACCACACCCUAGCAGCAACAUUGUAGUACACUCCCCCUGCUGCCAUCUUGAUGAAGCAGCCAAUGGAGCUACCUACCUUUAUGGGGUCUCUGUAAAAGCACAUAAGAUUGCAUAUGUUUUGGCUUCUUGUCCUGAUUUUGUAUUCUUUGUAUGAAACUGUAAAUACU